GCUCUUCCCCGCAGCCGCCAUCCCCGGCGCGGCCGGUGCAGCUCGGCUCGCAGCGAGACCCCCGCCGCCGCCGCCGCCGCCGCCCAUGCCCGGCCCCUCGCCGCCCGCCGCCCGCUAGCCGCUGCGCCCUCCAUGGCUCGGCCCGUGGCGCUGCUCUGCUGCUGCUCGGCGGCGGCGCUGCUGGCUGCCUGCUGGGGCUCCUCCGCCGCCCCCGCCAGCCCCGCCGCCGGCGCCCCGCUGCACGACGAGGCGGACAACCAGGAGAACAUCCUCUCGCAGGUACGAGGAGGGAGGCUUAAGCCCACUGCCCGUCGCCGGGUGCAGCUCCGGGGCAGGAGGAGGUGCUCGGCGUGGGCGCACUCCGGCGCGGAGCCCGGGCAGCCCGGGGGCGAUCCAGCCGCGGCCGUGCAGACGCCGAUGCGCCGCCACUCGCCCCCUUGCCGGCUCGGGAUGCGGCUGCUGGGUCUGCUGGAGGCCGUCUGUUUCCCGCUCCUGAAGGAGACCGGGGUGCGUCCGACGGAGCCGGGAUCCGGCUGGGGAGGAAGAAGGUGCCGGAACGAGGAGGCGAGCGCCUUCCCUCUGCGCCCUCUCAUCCCCCUGCCGGGCGCUCGGAAGGGAUCCCGGGCAGGGCGAGGGGCUCUCCGGACGCGGGCCCGAGCGGGGUGCCGGCUACAGGCACGGCCCGGGGGCGGGGAGGGGGGAGGCUUCCCAGUUCCCAGGCGCGGAUUUGCUUAGGACUUCAGGAAGCUUAUGUUUUCUCUGAAAAACAGGUCUCUUUGAGGCAAGUUCCACCGAAUGCCUGAGGUUUGCUUCCAAAUCAAGGUGUGUUGUGCUGUAUUGAGAGCUGGAUAAAGAUAAAUUUAAAAAUGAAAUAAAUGCGUGCAGUAUUCAGGUGCUGGUUCCAAGGGCAUGGAAAUCAUUAUUUAGCAUCCUGGAGACUUGCUGCAAGUUAGUUUAGCCUGCAAACCAGUUCAGAUUAGAGCCAUUAUUUUUCCAAAGAAGGAUGUAUGUGGAUUUUUCAUUUGGGUGCCUGUCCCUUUGAGAAAUAAAUAUGCUUCAUAUUUUUGAAGGCUGAACUGUGACACAGUUGAGCUGAAGCUUUUGGGUCUGCAGCUCAAUCAAAAACAUCUUUACUUUGAACUCCGUGGAAUUUGCUUCUAUGGGACUUAUUCCAAAGAGAAUGUGCUUAAGAUGGUGCAGUGAUUCAUAGCCUUAACAUAAACAGGUUGUGUUAAAGAAACUCUCUUCAAAGGUAUCUUUCCACUGCUUCCCUUGAUGGGAUCUCUGCACAUGUGUGCACCAUGUUGAGACUGCAGUGUUACACCCUAUGGGCUGUGAACUUCCUUAAUUUUCAUCUGUACUAACGUCUUGGAACAGAAGCACAGUCUGAUGUGGAUCUCAUCUGCUUCAACUUGCUUCCUAGGCUGCUUCCACACCCACCCACCCAAUGUUGUUGUCAUCAAAAUUCCAGUACUUCCCCGCCUUGUCUUUUUUACAUUUGAUGCAGUUUUCUCUUACUGUGGAAAAUCUGUAAAGCUCAAAAUAGCCUACUAUACAUCUGAAGUCACAGAUGGUAUAAAAGUUCUUUAGCACUUAUUUCUUCUUUUAUUUUAUUUUUUUGGCAAGUGGGUUGUUAACAGGUAGUUGUUAACAUUGCCAUCAUCAUUGUUAAGUUGUGGGUGAACAUAUCAUACGACACAGCGAUUCUUCAAACAGCUCUUGUUUAUUCACAGGCCAGAACAGAACAGAACUGAAGGGUUCAGUCAGCCUGCUUAUAUAGAGCUCCAGUACAACGUAACCGUAACAAUUUUCUAAAACUAUCCAAUCACUGAACGUCACUUUCGAUCCCUUAUUUGCAUAACUAUCUACAGAGCCUAGGACUUGCCGAUCAGAAGGUCGGCGGUUCAAAUCCCCACGACAGGCUGAGCUCCCGUUUUUCGGUCCCUGCUCCUGCCCACCUAGCAGUUUGAAAGCACAUCAAAGUGCAAGUAGAUAAAUAUGUACCGCUCCGUCGGGAAGGUAAACGGCGUUUCCAUGCGCUGCUCUGGUUCGCCAGAAGCGGCUUAGUCAUGCUGGCCACAUGACCCGGAAGCUGUACGCUGGCUCCCUCGGCCAAUAAAGCGAGAUGAGCGCCACAACCCCAGAGUUGGUCACAACUGGACCUAAUGGUCAGGGGUCCCCUUUACCUUUAUCUACAGUAUGCCCCUGCUGGCCCAGGGUGAGAACUUCAGUACAUAACAAUCAUCAUCUUUGCUUUUAAAUUGUUUUAUUGUGCAUUUUCAUUCAGGUUGUUUUUAAUGACAUUGUGUAUUUUUUUAAUACUGUUUUUAUUUAUUUUCAAGGUACAGAAGAUAAUUUUUGAGAAAAUAAUUGUUACAACAGUAAAAAAACAAAUAACUUGUCCUGAUAAAAUUACAGACUUGCCGUGUGGUAAAGUUUCAUUUGAUUACUUUAAGAGAUCACGCCACAUUUUCCCACGAGUGCUGGGUGGAUUCCUGCCACAGUCUGAGCAAUUUGUAUUCAAUAAACAUUUGCCAUAUGUUAUAAAAGGAAUAUGGAUUGUGUUUGCCCUUUGCCGCUCUCACCUGGCAUGUUAGUUUCUCAGCCAGUGCUAUUGACCAUACUCUGUUAUACCAAGAAUCAAUGUUCAGCCCAACACUGGUUUUCCAACAGCUGGCCAUCUCCAUAUGGGCAGCAGUACAUAGAAAGGUUAAGAGGUCAUCUUUAGGAUACUCGUGAGCAGACAGGAUCCUAAGCCAAGCAGUGCUAGUGCAGGGGACAUUUCAGUUGUUUUGUUCUGUAUCAAGCUUUUUUCUUUGAAGACAGCAUUCCAGAAGGGUUUGAUGAUGUUGUAUCAUCACCACCACAUAUGGAAAUACAUCUCCUCCAACUAUUGGGAUUAACUUCCUUACAUAUUCAGGAUAGCCUCAGCGGUGUAUAAUGCCACCUAUGCAGAAGUUUUAAUGAGGCUUCCCUUAUUUUGGCAGAAAUUGAUUCCAGUGGUCUCCCAGACCACAAAGCCAUCCCUUUUUCAUUUGGUAUUUGCACAUCUAUGUCCAUUUUCCAUGGCAUUUUUGUGAACAAUAGAUUGCCAUAUUCUAGUAUUAUUCGAGCUUUAUAAAUUGAGGAAGCUGUGCCCUUAGACAGUGGAGAGAGGUUAAUGCUCUACUGCUGUUAGUUUCCUGUUUGCUUGAGUGGAAAUGUCUGGGUUAUACAGGAAUCUUAACAGCUGGUUGAAGUGGUACCAUGACCAUUUAAGGUUUGGUAUGGCAGCUAUGAAUUGUUCUUUUUGUGGCGGGGGGGGGGGUUUACUGUUUGCAUAGAAAUCUUUUAAUUUAUAAAGACCCACCUGUUCCAAACCAUUCCAAUCUAAACAUUGCCCUGGAUGAAAGCGAAGAGGGAUAAGGGGAGAUAUUGGGGGAGCUAGUUUUUUAAACUUUGCUUUCCACACAUUUAUUGUGGUUCAGAGGAAAGCGUUCACAAUAGCAUGUGUUUUAGUGAGUGCAGAGGGUAGAAAAGGAUAUGCUCUAUAUACAGGACCUGAAAUUUCUAUAUCUACCUGUGGUUUACCUUUCUGUGGAUCAGUGACAUCAAAUACUUUAAUUAGAAGGCAUUGUAAUGAGUUUGGAGAUGUGGGAUUCUGAGACCACCAUUUUUGACACUUCCAUAUAUAUUUCUGGAGCCUAGUCAUGCUUCCCCCCCCUUUUGUGAAUAAAUUUGUUUAUUGAGCACUGCCAAUUUUUAAAUUGUUUGGGUGUAAUCAUAACUGGCAGCACUUGAAAGAGAAACAAAAAUUUCGGCAGGAUAGCCAUCUUUACUGCAGUGAUGCAGCCUGACCAGGAUAAACGUGGGUCUUCAAGACAUUGUCAUAACUGUAGGAAUACUGGUGUGAAGUUUGUUUUCUUUAGAGCUGAUAGAGCUUUCUGAUUUUGAAUGAUGGUCAGGCGAAGGAAUGCCUAUAUACAUUAUUUCUUACUUGGAUUCAUUGAAUCAUAGAAUUGGAUGGGACCCCAAGGGUCAUCUAGUUCAACCCCCUGCAAUGCAGGAAUUUCAGCGACAGCAUCCAUGACACAUGGCCAUCCAACCUCUGCUGGAAAACCUCCAAGGAAGGGGAGUCCACCCUCCUCUCGUGGGAGUCUGUUCCACUGCCAAACAUCUCUUACUGUUAGAAAGUUUUUUCCGAAUGUUUAGUUGGAAUCUCCAUUGGUUCGAGACCUACCCUCCAGAACAGGAGAAAACAAGCUUGUUCCCUCUUCCAUGUGACAGCCCUUAGGAUGUUUCCAGAUGGCUAUCAUAUUUCCUCUCACUCUCCUCUUUUCCAGGCUAAACAUACCCAGCCCCUUCAACCGUUCCUUGUAAGGCUUAAUUUCCAGACCCUCGAUCAUCUUGGUCACCCUCCUCUGCACAAGUUCCAGCUUGUCAACAUCCUUCUUAAAUUGUGGUGCCCAGAAUUGGACACGGUAUUGCAGGUGUGGUUUGACCAAGGCAGAAUAGAGUGGUACUAUUACUUCCCUUGAUCUGGACACUAGACUUCUGUUGUUGCAGCCUAGAAUAGUAUUUGCCUUUUUUGCUGCUGCAUCACAUUGUUGACUCGUGUUAAUCUUAUGGUCCACCAAGACCCCUAGAUCCUUUUCACAUGUACUGCUAGUAAACCAGGCGUUCCCCAUCCUAUAUUUGUGCAUCUGGUUCUUCCUGCCUAAGUGCAGAAGCUUACUAUUGAAAUACAUUUUGUUCGCUUGCGCCCAGUGCUCCAAUCUGUUAAGGUCAUUUACAUUUCUGAUUCUGUCUUCUGCAGCAUUAGCUACCCCUCCCAGUUUGGUGUCAUUUACAAAUUUGGUGAUCAUCCCCCCAAUUCCUUCAUCCAAGUCAUUUAUAAAGACGUUGAACCAAGGGGCCCAGUACAGAACCUUGUCACUUUUUUCCAGGAUGAUGAGGAACCGUUAAUGAGUACUCUUUGGGUUCAGUCAGUCAACCAGCUACAAAUCCACCUAACAGUUACCUUUUUCAACCCACAUUUUACCAGCUUCGUCAUGAGAAUAUCAUAGGGGUAACUUUUUGCUUUUGCUAUGAUGGAUAACAUUGAGUAGCCGGCAAAUUGGGUCACAGAUGUGUCUCUGGGGUAUGAAUACAGCUUGGUCCAUGGUGAUGUAGGAAAAAAUAAAUGCGUUGAGCCUUGCAGUAAAGAUUGCUGUAAAGAUUUUAGCAUCUUGAGUUAAAAGGCUUGUGUGGAAAUGGAUGUUGCCCCUCCCCCAAGCGCAGGCAUCCAUGAUAACUAGGAACCAAGUAUGGAGCUAGUGCAGUUCCUGCGAAUGUUUUAAGGUGCACAUGCACAGGAAAGGAAAUAUCUGCCCCCAUGCCCCCAAUGGGGAAAAGUAGUAGGGGGCAGGAAGGUAGGAACUGAGGGGGGAGGCACCAGAAAAGAUCACACAGAAACAUUCCACCAAGGACUGUGCACUGGCGUGGAUGGGAAGUAGUGGAAUACCUAAUAAAAUUGAAGACACAGAAAAACUGGGUCAGAAUGAACCAUUAGCAUCUGGAAGGACCCCUAGCAAGAUAGGUAGGUUUAGGAUUGUUGCAGUGGCGUAGCGUGGGGGGUGCAGGGGGGGCUGGCCGCACCGGGCGCAACAUCUGGGGGGGGCGCGCUCGCACUCGCAGCUCUCUGCCCCUACCUGGCUCACUCACUCUCUCUCACUGCAGUGCUGGCUGUGCGAAUCUGAUCCAAGCCGCUGGGUGGCCGCCCACUGUGGAGGGGUGGGUGCCAGGCGUGCGGUGCGGAGAGAGAGCGAGGGACUAUCUGGGGAGGGACAGUGCAGCGGCCGCCCAGCGCAGCGCUGAGCGCGGGAGAGAACCACACCAGACCAGACCAGGCAGCAGCAAGAAGAAGCUGGCAGCGGCGGCAGGUUAGGGGUUAGGGGGCGCAAAUUACUUGCCUUGCCCCGGGUGCUGACAACCCACGCUACGCCGCUGGAUUGUUGCCAUACAGCCCUUUCCCAGUAGGACUUUCUCCUGAGCAGAUAUUUCCAGGAUUGUGCUGCAAGAGUAGUUGUAUGUUUAUUCCUGUGGCAACAGCGGCACUUUCAGUCAGCUUUGUGUUGGUUUUCACCUGUGGCUAAAGUCAGCCAAAAGUGACAGCUGCUGCCAUAGGUUCCAACAGUUGUAAAAAUGAGCCAUAAAUUGGUAUGAACAGGAGCUCUUUAUGGCUCGACUGACUGUGCUUUCGGCUCUUUAUUAGAAACAGAAACAAUUAUUUUUACUUAGAUUAAAGUCUGCUUCUAAAUUAAUUUACUCUGUGGUUGAAUGAACUCAGGUCAUGGGUGUUACUAUAGUUUCCUUUUUACAAAAAAAGAUUGCUUUAUUUGCAUCAGAGAUGUGCCAAAUGCAAGCCCAGCCAAAUUUAAUACAAAAUGAAUACAUUGCCAGAAUAGUAUAGCUGGAUAACAAAGCAAGCAAAUUGGGCCUAUUUGAUUGGAUCAGCUUCCAUUGUUAAAGGAGCAAAGAAGCUUACAUUCUAUGUCAAGCAGAAUGAAAAAAAGGAAGAAACUGACCAACUAUAAAGAGGCUAAAUUUAGUUAUGGGUUGUUUUAAAAAAGGAGUGUUUUGAAAUGAUGGUGGCCUAAUUACUAAUUUUGAAACACACAAAUUGUGUUGAUAGAUGGGGAAUCUUAGCCUGCUUUGUGUUACAGCACAGAGUAGCUUUCACAUGCAGGAGUCCUCUUCCUGCCCUGCUGCUAGUGAGAUAAGGGCAAACUCAGAAAGGUACUGAUUUCACGUAUAAGGGAUAUGUAUUUUUGAUUUAAUUGAUUAUUUAGAAGAGCAUUAAGUUAUUUCUAAUAAGAUUUGGUUUGAAUUAUUAUUAGUGAAUAUCAAUAUACGUAUCAAGGCUUUGAGAUUAGACCACUGAAGAAGCUUGGAAAACUACCUUGGGAGUGUGCUACCUGCAAGCCCCACUAAAAGGGCCCCAUUGGGGGCGAACAGCAGCCUCUUGAUUACUUGGGCUGCCAGGGCGAAACAGGCGCAAAAUGCUGGCACCCUGUCUACAACCUUAUUAAUAUCCAUCUACAGCUUCACUACGGGACGCGGGUGGCGCUGUGGGUUAAACCACAGAGCCUAGGACUUGUUGAUCAGAAGGUCGGCGGUUCGAAUCCCCACGAUGGGGUGAGCUCCUGUUGCUCGGUCCCAGCUCCUGCCAACCUAGCAGUUCAAAAGCACGUCAAAGUGCAAGUAAAUAAAUAGGUACUGCUCUGGUGGGAAGGUAAACAGUGUUUCCGUGUUCUGCUCUGUUUCGCCAGAAGCGGCUUAGUAAUGCUGGCCACAUGACCUGGAAGCUGUACGCCUGCUCCCUCGGCCAAUAAAGCGAGAUGAGCGCUGCAACCCCAGAGUCAGUCAUGACUAGACCUAAUGGUCAGGGGUCCCUUUACCUUUACCUUUACAGCUUCACUAGCAUCUGCCGGUAUUGUGAACAACAUCAAGCUUACCUUUUGUUGGUAUCUUCAUGAACUUACCUAAAAAGAUAAAGAAAACAAAAGACUGAGUUAAGCACUUGGAAAAUCCAUUGAAAUCAGAUAUUAUAAGUUCAUCUUAGGUUGGGUAGUUCGCAAGUCUCUGUGGCUUUGAAUAAGGUUUUGUGUUUUUCUCAGAAGAUCGAUAGAGAAUGUAUAAUCAUUUUGGUAAUUAUUGUGUGUAUCUUAGUCGCCAACGUGUUGCAUGAGUCGUACUACUUCUAUCAGCUGCACAGAUUGCAUUUUUCUUGCUCAGUGGCACAACCUUUUUCAUCCAUCACUGCUGACUAGCAAUCUGGCUGGUGCUCGGCUUCAGAUGUCAUGCCGAAUCAUUGUUAAGGAAGGCUGAGUACGGCUGAGCGCAGGGGUGGCCAUCAUGUGAUCUCCAAAUGUACUGGACUGCAGCUCCCAUCAGCCUCACCCAGCACACCCAGGGGUCAGGGGUGACAGGAGUUGUAGUCCAGCAACAUCAGGGGAGGGAACCACAUUGACUAUCCCCCUCCCUGGUUCAGUGUCAUGUCUGACCUGACAAACCAUAGUUACAGCCGCUGCUCUGCCUUCGGAGGGCGCUCCACUGCGGGGCCGAGGAGAUGGAGAAUAAAACAGACAAGCAGGUCUGACCCGUGGUUGGCCUCUGUUAUGUGUGGAAGCUCAAAUCAUUCUUUAGCAUGAUGUCUGAACUGAGCCUGUACCAUCUGAAUGCAAAGUAGCCAGGGUGUCUCAUCACUGAAUCUCUCCAAACAUUGUUUUUUGGGGGGUGCACACCAAAAAUGUAAAAGUAAAGUGUGAAUAUGGCCAACACAUACCUCAUGCUUCACCAGGAGAAGCUUUACCAUCUUUGUCAAAUCAGAUAUACCCAAUUUUGGUGAUUGACUAGAUUUCAGGUUGUAUUUAUUGUUUUGUCACUCCCUUUUGUCUUAGUUGUUCUUUUUAAGAAAUGUACCUUCAGUGGCAGACUUGGGUUUGCUGCUGAGUAGACGGUUCUUCUGAAUGAAGUCCUCCACUCCUGGGAAGUCUCAGCACACACUUGCACAGCAAGAAAAAACAUGUGCUCAGGCUAUUUUUAUUCGUCAGUUUUGUGUCUGAUCCCUAAAGGAAAUUCUCUGGGUUGCAUCUGCAGUUGUUGGACAUUUGCUUUGGCUGAUGCACCUGGUCUGCUCUAGAACUCAGGGGAAUGGUGCUGCUCUUCAGAAUCGUCCUGCAAGAGAAGGUGGUCUUGCUGAGGGAUUGACUCUGACUUUAUUUCAAGCAGAUUGUGAGGGUUUCCUUUCCUUUGGCUGCAUUCCUUCUGGAGCAUAUCCAGUUCCCACUGGGACCAUUCUCCUGCACAAGCCAACCUGAAAUAAAUGAGAGGUGCAAAGAGAACAGUUCUUGCAUAACUCCUGCUCACUUCAGUAAGGCUCAAGGAAGAGAAUGUCUUGAGGGACUGUGCCUGUUAAAUUUAAAUGAGCUCAUCCUGGAAUGCAUGGUUUGAGAACUACAGCCUUUUAAUUUCCCAAAACCCAAGAGAGCGAGAGAGCGCAAAGUUCAUCGGGGGAAGUUGACUAGUUUGGGGUUUGGGGGGUUUUGGGUGGUGGAAGAAAAUUACUUUCCCAGAUAAUCAAGGAGCAGAAAAUGGCGAGAGUCAGCAAUAUUUUAAACCAGCGACCUAUUUCUUCAAGGUUUCAGAAUGUCUGAGCCUCUCCCAAACACUCCACAAGAACAAACAUAAAGCAAGGAGGGUGGAGGGAGAGAAGGGGAGGGAAAUUCUACUUUCAGAACAAACUGACCAGCUUGUUCUUUUUCCUCCUUUCCCUUUAUUAGUUGUUAGGGGACUAUGACAAGGUGAAGGCCGUGUCGGAAGGCAGAGACUGCCAGUGCAAGUGUGUGGUGAGGCCCUUGGGCAGAGGCGCUUGCCAGAGGAUUAACGAAGGAGCUGCCAAACCAGAGGAUUUUUACACGGUGGAAACGAUCACUUCUGGACCGGAAUGCAAAUGUUCGUGUGUAGCCCCACCAUCCGCCCUGAACCCCUGCGAGGGAGACUUCAGGCUGAAGAAACUGCAAGAAGCAGACAGCAAGGACUUCAAGGUAUUUCACACACACACACACUCUGCAACUGUGAUUUCUCAUUCCGAAGCAAUAGGCAGCCUAUUUUUGAAGAGAUAAAUCUGUAGACUCCUGACUUUUUGAAAACGAACAUGAUACCUACAAAUGUACCAGGUUUGAAGGGCAGGGGAGCAGACAGACAACCAUAAAGUGCUAGCGUGUAAAACAGCAGCUCCUCGGAGCAUUCGGCAUGUUCUUAACAAACAGGGCUGAGAAGCCAAUGGUGGUCUGGAUAUUGUUGGACUCCACUUCCCAUCAGCACAUGGCCAGGGGUCAGGGAUGAUGGGAGCUGCAGGCCAACAACAUCGGAAGGAGCACAGGUUUCCCAGCCCUGCCUGAAAGCGGCUCCUUCCUCUGAAGACUUCUGGCCAGCAACUUGCCUCUUUGCUCCUAGAUUCAGGUAGUUGGCUGUGUUGGUCUGACGCAGUCGAAAUAAAUUAAAAAAUGGUCCAGUAGCACCUUAGAGACAAACUAAGUAUGUUCUGAGUAUAAGUUUUCGUGUGCAUGCACACUUGGUAUCUGAAGAAGCUUAACCUGAGUCACCAGUGUGAUGCAGCAGCAAAAAACCCGAAUGCUAUACUAGCCUGCAUCCACAGAAGUCUAGUGUCCAGAUCAAGGGAAGUAAUAGUACCACUCGAUUCUGCCUUGGCCAGACCACACUUGGAAUACUAAGGAGGGCAGGUCAUGGUUGAAGAACAGUUUUCUUCCAUAGAUAGCUAGUUAUGAUUCCUCUCAUUGAAUUCCGUAGGAGCUAAUAUAUAUAUUUAAUGUUGCACUGCUCUAUUGCACCUUUCAGGAACUGUGUCCAGUUUUGGGAACCACAGUUUAAGAAGGAUAUUGACAAGCUGGAAUGUGUGCAGGGAAGGGAGAACAAGAUUAUCAAGGGUCUGGAAACCAAGCCCUGAUGAGGAACAAUUGAGGGAGCUGGGGGUGUUUAGCCUGGAAAAGGAGACUGAGAGGAAAUAUGAUAGCCACCUACUAAUAUCUAAAGGGCUGUCACAUGGAAGAUGGAGCAAGCUUGUUUUCUCCUGCUCUGGAUGGUAGGACUCAAAUCAGUGACUUCAAGUUACAAGAAAGGAGAUUCCAACUAAAUAUUCAGAAAAAAAAUUCUGACAGUAAGAGCUGUUUGGCAGUGGAACAGAUUCCCACGAGAGGUGGUGGACUCUCCUUCCUUGGAGGUUUCUAACCAGAGGCUGGAUGGCCAUCUGUCAGGGAUGCUUUGGCUGGGAUUCCUGCAUUGCAGGGGGUUGGACUAGAUGACCCUUGGGUUCCUUCCAACUUUAUGAUUCUAUGAUCCACACACUUGUAAUUGGGUAACAGUUAUGGGUAACAUAAAUGUGACAGAUUUCAAAGUGUGGAACACUUUGAAUACUCAGAAAGCGCUUUAUAAAUUAUGAGUCGUGUCAAUGAAUAACUGUCUUGCUUAGUUUUUUCUGAAAGUCCAUUUUGCUUUAUGAACAUUCUGCUUUGCCAGCUGGGAAAAGUUUCAGCAAAAGACAACUAAUGAUAUUCAUGCUUUCCCUGUAGCAACGCAUAGGGAAUGCUACUCCUUUUACACUUAUUCUUUGUGGGAAGUGAUCCUGCUGAGGGACGUUGUGUACGUGGCAGUAUGUGGUAGCUGUGGCAGAUCUGUGAUGAGCUGCAGGGGGUGAAGGAAGAGAAGAAUGUUCCUGAAAAAUCAGACUCAUUCUCAGUAUGCACUGCCCUUCCCAGCUGGAAAUAAAACCUAAUUUUGCAAAAACCCAGAACACAAUUCUGGCUUUAGUUUUGCCAAUUUGUGGCAUUCCAAAGCUCUUGCUUUCAAAUUAGUCUCCGUUUUGUGUGUGCAUAUCCCAACAGUUAUAAUUCUGAGAGUGCUGCCUGCUAAAGAUGGGUCUGGUCUUGCAAGAUCAGACCAACAGUCCUCUUUGCAAUGGGAGCCAACCAGAUGUCUUUGGAAAACUUGCAAGGGCAGCAUGAUGGCCGCGACAAGCCCGUGGGGAUUGUGUGUGUGUGUGUGUGUGUGUGUGUUACCGUACACAUCUGGUGCUUGGAGACAUAGAGACAGCCUCUGGCCACAAGGGUUCCACUUGGUUUCCUGCUUUCAUUCCCGCAGUCUGCCUUCCAUUCCCUUGGGGCCUGCAUGCGCUGUCCUCCGAGUGGCUUCCCACACUCAUUUGGGGUUGUCCUUGUGUGGAAAAAGGCACAUACCAGGAAGCCGCCAACUUCAUGCGCUUGUUCUGGUAAUUGUUGUCUUUCCUUAUUUUCUGCUUUACAAGGCUUUUUUUUGGCAGCCCAAAAUGUAACUGGAGACGGUUGUUUUAGGUUUGUUCUCACAACCCUGAAAGACAUGAAACUUGAGCCUCCAGCUAUCUCCUGCCUGGGCAAGUUCAAAUGAACUGUAAUCCGCUUGACUGUCUGACCAGCAACACCUCCUUUGUUCGUUCUCCAAGCAGCAAGGUGGCAUGUAGCUGGCCUUGCACAUGAAUGGGUGACCUCAGCCUAAUGAGGAAUAUUGCAAAGGCUUGGAAGCUGCCACAAUUUGGACCAGGCUUUGCUUGGCGGCAUCCCAAUUCAGGCAGCUGGUGGGAAGUCUUUGUGAGGAUGAGCUUGCUUUUACCCUCUGUAUCUUGGUGGCACAUAAAAGUUUGCUUGCUAGAGCAGACCCAAGCCCAUCAGACCCAGCAUUCGGUUUGCAGCAGCAGCCACCCAGACGCCUCUGGAAGUUCAGAAUCGGGACGCAGAGCAGGGAUGGCCUUCCCCUCUUCUUGGCCCUCAGCACCUGCGUUUCAUGGUUUAUGGCACUGCCUUUGAGCACAAAGGCCCGAUUCAGCUCUCAUUCCAAAUAGCCAUGAAUUCUCUCCAUGAAUGUGUUCAGUCCUUCUUUAAAAAAGGGCAAGCAAUCUUCUGGAAGGGAAUUCAGAAGUUAACUAACAAAUUCUAGCUGGCUGAGUAUCAGAUCAUAUGUUUUGGGAGCAGAGGAUCUCAAGUUCAGUCCCUGAAAUAUCCAGUUAAAGCUAUCUCUGGCCACAGUUUUGGAAAAUAACUUUCCCUGAGUUUUUGGAACUGUUACUACCAGCCUGAGUAGAGUAUUCUGGGACAGAUGGACCAGUGGCUUGACUCCAUAAGGCAGCUUCACAUGUUCAGAUUCAUGUUAACCUAUUGGCAGCUGUGAGACGGGUGGUUGUAUUGUGCCUGAGAGCAUCAUCCUCAAGCUUGCCUCCACCGCUCAUGGCCCCCUUCUGUGAAGUUUCUAGGGAACUGCUGCCAGAUUCCUUGUCAUCCAGGAACGGUGUCAUGUUCCAUACAGCUAAUUCAUAAAGUUCCCUGAAGAGGGUUAUGCAAACAUGCUUGGCUCUAGAACGCAAGCUGGGAAUGCUCAGAACUAGGGCAUCCAGAACCUUCUUGUGCCAAGCAUAAUUUGAAGCAAUUCAUCAUCUCACAUUUGUUUAACAACUUCUUCUUUUUGGAUUGGGCUUAGAUUAAAAGAUACCAUUUACCGUAGUGUCAUUUUUUGAAAAACAACAACUGCUAUUACAGGGUCAGUUCCAAUUUAAUAUUUUCCAUCAGAACAGUGAAUUUCUUAUAGUUGCACACAUGUGGAAGAGGAAUAAAAGUACCGAUGGUUGCAAUCUGGAUACCGAUAGAGAGAAAGUGAGAAAUUUCAAAGAACACUUCACUGUAGCGUUAAUUUUGGGGUGAAACUACCCAUGGCCUUGUCUGGAAUAAAAUAUUACUACAAUACAGAAGGUAGGAACAGACUAUGAGGACAGGAGAAAACAGAAGCCAGGCAGCUGUAAAUGGAGUAAAUUCUCCUGAACAAAAUUCGGUAUCAAAAUGUGUAAAGGUUUCCAUCAAGAGUGCACACUUUCUGCUUUACUGAUUUAGCAUAAUUAUAGAUCAUGCAGUUAGUAAAGUAGUAGAAAAGUAGUAGAGAAAAUUAAUGAGAAGGAAAUAAUUGGACCUAGAAACAAACAAGUAUAAAACUAAGAUAUUGGGGAAGAAUGAAAAACAAAAUACCCUGGUGUAAUGAAUGUGUUAGUUUCUGCUUUCGUUCACUGUGCAGCUCUGCUUGUCACGAGACAGGUGUUUACAUUCCACAGUCUGUACUGUUGGAGUUUCUCACGGGAAAGGGAGGCUGGAUGUGACGUACACUGGUUUCCUGUUUUUCACUGUGUGAUUCUCUCCGAGCUGUCGAGGAGAGAGGAUGCAUUUACUGCUCCGGCAGAGGCAAGAUGUCUUUCUGUAAUAUACCAGCUUUGAACUGUAAAUAAAGCAAUAUAGAGUAUGCAGCACGUAUUCCUCAUCCUUCCGCUGGCCACGAGACUCUGCUUUAAAUCAACACGUGGUUAUGGGCUACAGAAGUCGAAUCGGAGUGCCGGCAAAGGAUCGGAAUGCAGAGGGACGGAUCGGAAAGGAAUCUGCUCUGCGCGUAGAAGUGAUUGAUGAGGUAUGUGCUACUGCUCCGGGCAGCCUGCCAGCUUCUAGUUAAUGGCUUUAUGGCUGGACUUUGAACUUUUAAAGCCGGUUUUGCCGGGAAUAGGCAAAAGGCUCCCAGGCACAAGUCACUAUGCUGGGGAAAUCGAAAGUAACUUUUAAGUGCGCCUUUGUAAUAAGGCAGCUGCAGCAGUGACGCAGCAAGAUUUAAAGCAGCAUAUGACGCUGAAGGCUAAUGCCAGAGUCAUGAUGGCCCUUCAGGAUGCUUGUGGGAUUCCUAAGCUCAACAAGAAAAAUUACAGCGACUGGGUUCAGUAUGCAGAGGCAAUUCUGCGGAAAGAGGGUUUGUUUGAGGUGAUUACAGGAACCCCCAGUUCCAGUUACAGAUGCAUGGGAAGCUAAGGAUUCCAAAGCAAGGGAACUCUUACAUUGAUAGUAUCCCCAGAAGAGCUCUGUCUAUUGCGUGAUAAGACCUCAGCCAGAGAAAUUUGGGACGCUUUGAGAGAGGCUCACUUAAGGACAGAAGCUGGAUCCACUAUGUUUUACUUUAACAAGCUGCAUAAUAUGGCUCUUGCUGAAGGUGGAGAUGUGCGUUUACAUCUGAUGGAGAUGCAAAAUCUGAGACAUGAGCUGCAACAGAGAGGACUCAACUUUCCAGAGGCUGUGUAUUCUUUCAUGAUACUACAAUCUUUGGGUUCAGGUUGGGAGUCUGUUGCAACCCAGAUUGCUGUGCAACCAACUGCUCAGCUGACAGUGGACUUUGUUACUGCCGUGAUUUUAAAUGAAGCAGAUCGCCGGGGUGCUAGCUGCAUGGGCAAGGGGAGUCUUCACAGACGUCAUCCCAUAGUGCAGUGGAACCACCAGAUGGCGCCAAAGCUUUGAAGGCAGUGAAAUGCUACUCGUGUGGACGUCUAGGCCAUAUGAAGAGGGAAUGCAGACAUCCCAGGGCCAAGACAGAGCAGCGCAGCGAAAGCUCAUCGCGCGGAAAAGGCCGAGGCAAAGGCAAAGGUCCGGUGUCUAGGACAACGCAGCACAAGGCUAUGGUUUCACGCUUCACUCCAAAGGUUGCAGAGGUCCAGAAAACGUCUAGAUCUUUCUUCGUUAUCGAUUCAGCGGCCACCCACCACAUGUGCAACGAUAAGAGACUGUUUGUGUCUUUUACACCGCAGGAAGGUGCGAUUCACCAGGCGGAUGACCACACUAUUCCCAGUAAAGGCUACGGAACUGUUGUUCUUCACAGUUUGGACUUAUCGAUACAGAAUGUGCUUUACGUGCCAGACGCCAAACAUAAUCUGCUCAGCGUUGGACAGCUGAAUGAGCGGAACAUUGACGUUUCCUUCAAGAACAAGAAGUGCAUCAUCACAAAGAAAAAUGAUUAUGUAUUGCAUGCAGAAUAUGUUGAUCAUUUGUUUUGUAUUAUGAUGAUGUGGUGCAGGAUGACACUUGUUGCAUUGCAGGUUCUAACAAAAGUUUGCAUGCAGAAUGUAUUCACGAUUUUCAUCGAAAAUUUGGUCAUUUGCAUUUUGAGGCAGUAUCUAAAAUGCCUGCCUUGGUUGAAGGUAUGACUAUUAAACCCUGCAGGUACCACAUGAAGUGCAAAGCAUGCGCAGCAAACAAGGUGAAAAUGGCUGCGAAAGGUAAGGUGUCUAGUAGGAAAGCUACAGAACCAUACCAGGUUGUUCAUGCUGAUUUGGUUGGACCACUAGCGCCCUCUUUGGGUGGAAAUAGAUACUUCAUGGUUCUCAUUGAUGCAUUUUCUAGAUAUAUUUUUGUGUACAAUCUCAAGCAGAAAUCGGAGGCUUUUCCUAGGUUCAAGGAAUUCUGUGCUUGGUUGGAAAAUGUGCAUGGUAAGAAGAUAAAGACUCUUUUCAGUGAUCGCGGGGAAUUCACUUCUCAGCAGUUUGAAGCUUUUCUGACUGAGAAAGGAAUUCAACACGAUUUGUCUAGUCCUCGCUCGCCAUGGCAGAAUGGACUUGCGGAACGGGCAAAUCAGACAUUGCUUCAAGGGUUAAAGACCUUGCUGCAUGAUGCCAAUCUUCCAGAGAGUUAUUGGGCCGAAUCUCUCUCGUGUUUUGUUUACAGUUACAAUCGCAGGUUAUCUUCAGCGAUUGGUUGUACCCCCCUAUGAGAAGAUGUUUGGCAAGAAGCCAUACAUCAAACACAUGAAGAUUUUUGGUUCUGACAUGUGGGUUCGCUCACCACAAAACUCCAAGUUAGACAAGCGUGGAUUGCAUGGUAUCUUUCUAGGUUAUCAGAAAGGGUCUUACAGAAUAAUGAUGACUGACUCUAAGACAAUAAAGCUCACGAGAAGUGUUGAGUACAAUGCAAAGUGGGGGGAGAAUGUGGGAAUUUUCCAAUGUUAUCCUGAUGACUGUUUUGAGACUGAGUAUAGUCAAGCAACCACAACAACCCACACCCACUGAUGAAGGUUCUGAGUCUGAAUCUGAAACUGAAUCGGGUGAUUCAGAGGAUUUCGAGAGUGCGAAAGCCUCUAUGCGACCCUCUGAAAGCUCUGAUCAAGAAUUAGAGGAACCAUUGUUCACAAUAGGUCGUUUUUCUCCUAAGAAGGAAGAGGAGAGUGUUGAAGACUUAAGGCUAAUUCGUAGGUCACAGAGAGCCACAAAAGCAAACCUCCAAAGAGAUUUGCUGAUGAGUUUGCUACGAUAGCAGUAACAGCUGUUAAAAGCUCCAAGAAGGUAUUUGAACCUUCAAGUUUCCAAGAAAUCCAGGGUUUGGAUUCAAAGGAAGCUGAGCCAUGGUUAAAUGCCAUGAAGGCUGAGCUUGAUUCCUUAGAAAGGAACAAAACAUGGGAGCUAGUUCCAGUAGUUCCAGGAAUGAAACUGCUUGGAAGCAAAUGGGUCUUCAAAGCGAAGACAGAUCAAAAUGGCAAGAUAGUCAGACACAAAGCCAGAUUGGUAGCCAGAGGUUUUGCACAGGUACCAGGUCAAGACUAUCACGAGACCUAUUCACCCACAGUGAGAUAUGAAAGCAUUAGGCUUAUGCUCAAGCUAGCUGCAGAGGAAAAUCUACACAUUAGUCACCAUGAUAUUAAUACAGCUUUUCUGUACGGAUCUCUAGAUGAAUCACUUUAUAUGCUUCCACCUGAUGGCGUACAGGUAAAACAGGGAUUUGUUUGUGCUCUGAAGAAAUCCCUUUAUGGUCUCAAACAAAGUGCACGGUGUUGGCAUACAAAACUCACUGAAGUAUUGUUUUCUCUAGGUUUUCAGCAAGGGAAAGCUGAUCCAUGUGUAUUUGUCAAAGAGGAGGGGCAAAAGAAACUGUACUGUUUGUUUUAUGUUGAUGAUUUAUUAUUCUUUUGGAAAGAUGUCGCAAUGUACAAUAACGCCCUAGCUCAACUGAAAGAGCACUUUGACAUGAAAGAUCUUGGUGAGGUAAACAACUACCUAUCUCUGGAAAUAGAGAGAGAUCAAGAUGGUAACAUUCUAGUACACCAGUCACGGAAAAUUGCUGAUGUGUUAAGCAAACUAAAUCUGAUGGAUGCUAACCCUGUAGACACACCGAUGACAACAGGUUAUCAGGUAGAUGACACUGAAGAAGCAUUUUCUGACACUACACUGUACAGGAGUGUGCUAGGCAAGCUAAACUUCAUUGCCAGAUGUUCAAGACCAGACAUUGCUGUUAGCUGUAAUUUGCUAAGCAGACAAGUCAACAAUCCUAGUGUCAAGGAUUGAAAGCUCUGAAACGCAUAGCGCGGUAUUUGAAAGGCACUAUGCAUUACAGACUGAGAUUUAACAAUCAGAAGUCUGGUGGUCUUGAGAUAUUUGCAGAUGCAAGUUUUGGAAGUGACGCUACAGACAGGAAAAGUACGUCUGGAGUUUGCUACAUGUACAAUCAGGGUCUUUUUGAUUGGUCAUGCAAGAAGCAAACAACAGUUAGCUUAAGUACUUGUGAAGCCAAACUGAAUGCACUGUCUUAUUCACUUAAGGAUUGUGAAUGGUUAGUACAAUUGUGCAAAGAUAUGAAAAUUCCUGUCAAAUGUCCAAUCCAGGUUUACCAGGACAACAAAGCAUGUUUGGCUUUGCUGAAGUCUGAAGGUUGUAAGCAAAGCACAAAGCACUUGCAAUUAAAAUUGCAGCAUGCUAGGGAAUGUAUUCAGAAGGGACUCGUAACGGUGUCCUAUAUGCCAGGUAAUGAAAUUCCUGCUGAUGUAUUGUCCAAGAUUGUAUCGAGGGAUCAACACUGUACCUAUGUGCAGAAGUUGGGUUUGUACUGAUAUUGUGCAAACACGCUGCCCAGUGAUGUUCACAGAAUGGGGAGGAUGUUGGUUUCUGCUUUCGUUCACUGUGCAGCUCUGCUUGUCACGAGACAGGUGUUUACAUUCCACAGUCUGUACUGUUGGAGUUUCUCACGGGAAAGGGAGGCUGGAUGUGACGUACACUGGUUUCCUGUUUUUCACUGUGUGAUUCUCUCCGAGCUGUCGAGGAGAGAGGAUGCAUUUACUGCUCCGGCAGAGGCAAGAUGUCUUUCUGUAAUAUACCAGCUUUGAACUGUAAAUAAAGCAAUAUAGAGUAUGCAGCACGUAUUCCUCAUCCUUCCGCUGGCCACGAGACUCUGCUUUAAAUCAACAGAAUGAUAUUAAACGAGGGCAGAUUGAGCAAUUAUAAGAAUUUAAAUUCCUGGGAAGCAUUAUUUCAACACAGGCCUCUGGACAGUUUGAAAAAGCUAUGAAUUGAUUUGAUAAACACAAUCAAAUAACAUCAGCCACAUAAAAGGGUAGAUCAGAAACGUAAAGUAGCAAGGGUAUAUAUCUUUUAGUUUUAAAAAUUACAGAAUUAUUUAUGUAAUUACAAUUUGUAUUUCUUUCAGCAAGAUAUAAGUGGAGACUAUUGUUCUGCUGUUGUUGAUGCCAAAUGCCCUUGAAGAGUGACUCUUAGGUGCGCGUUUCAAAGACCACAAAUGAACAUUUUCUUUCUCAGUGACUUCCUUUUGAUUUGCUAAGCAUUUGAUACAGCCAGUCAUGUUACAGAGAAACCCAAGUUCUGGGUUUGAUCAUGUUUUGAGGGUGAAGCUAAAGUAGUGAACUUGCUGUCUUUCGUGCUCUCAGAAUAAGCUACCAGGCUCCUAAAAGGGCUCCUGACCUUGGCUGUUUUCCAUUUAAUUUAGAAUGUAAGCUUCUUAUGACCUGAACCUUGUCUUUUUUGCUUAUGAAGCUCUGAAAAUUGUCAAGUACACUGGUGACACUAUAGGCAUGAUGAUUAUGAAAAAAACCUUUUUGCAUAUAUUCUUGGGGUACCACUAUGUAUGGACAUUAAUAUUUCCAUUUCAGAACCAAUAAACUUUGGUCCUUUCCCAACCGAGACCCUAUAGCGCAACACACACACACCUGCCAAAUAAUGCUGUUGAGGACUAUGAAAUAAAUGUGAUAUUCUUUCUCUUGUGUCUUUCAGUGUACAAAACAGUCUUCAUAACAGGGCUAUAGGGGAGGUUUAGCUGAGAGAUAGUUAACUUGCCUAUUGAGCUUCACGGCUGAGCUGUUCAAAGGGUUCAUCCAAAGAGCACACAAAUUGUGUUACUUUCAGGCAAGCAAAUAUGAGGGGAGACAGUGACAUAACUGUUCCAUGAUUAUGUGUUUUCAGCUGGCAGCUGUCAUCGAUCUACUAGAAGGCGCUUUCUAUGGCUUAGACUUGCUCAAGCUGCACUCGGUCACAACGAAGCUGGUUGGCCGAGUGGAGAAACUGGAAGAGGUAAGAUGGCUGCCCUAGACAACAUUAUGACAGCCCCAAGAAGCUGCUAAGUUGCAGAUCAAUAUUCUACUGUGGGCAGCUUGACCCACAAUACUGAGUCCCACAACAGUUUUGGGAAUAGUCUGUUGUGAAAUGAGAUUUUGUAGGCACCCAGCAUUUCCAUCCCUUUCCUCUAGCCCUCUUGCUUGACAUGCAGAAAUAAUACAAGCCCAUCACUUCAUGCCAAUAUAAAUUUUGCCUGUCUAACUUGUCUGUGGAAUGCUUUAGAGCAGGGCCGUCUUUAGGAUAUGCAGCGCUGGGGUGCACAAAACUGCCCAGCGCCCCCAAUUUUGGGGGGGCGGGAGGCCAAAGUUGUUGAGCUUUUUUAGGGGGCAGCUCAGAGUUGUUGAGCUUUUGGGGGGCCUGCAACUCUCUCCCAUGCUGCUGUGGGUGGAGGGAGGAGAGCAAUCCCUGCAGAGACUUGGGAGGGAAGCUACGCCCCUUGUGGGAGCAGCGUGCAUGUGAUGGGUGGGCCUCUUGACAGCCUGCCAAUCCCAGGCGUGCAGGAGGAUGGAGCUGGCCGGCUGCCUCAGUGCUUGCAGCAGAAAAGCUCCGACAGGCUCUGCUCCACUCAGCUGUCGGCUGGCCUGGCUUUUCAAUCCCCGGACUCCACAUCUUGGCCCCGGACUCUCGGCCUGGUGCCCCUGAGAGCUGGGCACCCGGGUGCCCUGCGCCCCUAGCACCUAUGGUUAUGCUGGCCCUGCUUUAGAGGCAAAGGAGCUUGAGCCGGGAGAAAUGGUGGCAGUCCUACUUAUCUACAACCAGUUGCAUAAAUAUAUGCCCUCUGUCUGCAGAAAAGGUGCCAUUAUUCCACUUUAACUCUUUAAAGGAUCUUGGGGACUGCAGUUUGUUAAGCGUGCCCACACGGGCGGCUCUGGUUCAGGCUCUGGCUGUGGCGCGGGCGGCCCAGGCUUGGCAGCAGCAGAGCAGCUAUCAGGCAAUUGCCCCAGGAAAGCUCAACAACGUUUUGAGGCUCAGGCCUCAGUUACCCUUGGUUUGAUAACGUGGGUGCUAACAAUAUGCAGGAGAGCUUCUGUUUUCAUCUGGGAAAUGCUAGGUUGUGUGUGGUGGCACCAACUUGCACCAGCUGCAUCAUGGGGACAGUUCAAGUUAAUUGUAAACACACCAGAGAAGCAAAGAAUCCUUGAAAUCUUUUCCAUGUGCCCUCUUGGAAACAAGGGGUAGCCACUGUCGAUGUGGGCCUGGCUGGGGGCGGGUGGCAGAAGAGUGGGGAGGCCCAUUAUUUUCAGCUGUCUCUCUGGGAGUUUGGUUACCACUUAUUGACCUAGAAAGACUCCCUUGUUCCUGUAAUAGCUGUGAGUUCCUGCCUCCCCCACCUGCUCCGCAGCUGCUUGUCAUGGGCGUCCUCUGUGGGGCAUAGCCUGGCCUGGGAGCCGUGGAGCCUACAAAGUAUAUUUUGCUAUUGAUCUACAGGAGUCAUUGUUCAGGCACAAGGUACUAACUAUUUCUGUUGGUUUCUGUCCUGCUCCAUCCCAAAGAUUCUGAGAAGCAUUCACACAUAUUCAGUGCAUUUAAUUGUAUUUAAAAGGGUGGUGGAUGGGGUUAAGGCCCUUCCUGGAGGAUAUGUAUGUGAGUGCAAUGUUUUGUUGUCUCUUCUUCCUCUGGCUGUUGACUGGUCUGGCUUUCAGGCCCGUUCAGGGAAAUUGGCCAAGGAAGGCAGGGCUGGAAUGGGGGCGGGGGGGGGGGAGCUCCUGGCAGCAAUCAUUGGUCCUCUAACACUUUUUAAUCCCACAAACUGUAGGCUAAUGUGUAGAACUCUGCUCUCUGUGUUAAUGACGUUCUUUCUUUCCCUGUGCUCGUUCUAGGAAUUGUCUAGCAAUCUCACCAAGGAACACAAAGAGAAGAGACCAAAUGCAGACAAAAUUUGGCAGGAGAUGGAUCUUAAAGGCAAGACAAAUUCUUCUGACAGCAUCUCUAACAACCUUGCUGACAUCCAGAGUUCACUGCAGAGGGAUGCUGCCGCCGCCUACACUCUCACUGAGGUGAUUUCAGAUUUCUGCAAGCUCCUCCUUGAGGGCCAGGAACUUUGCAUUUCCAUUCCCCACCCCUCCCCAAAAUCAGUGAAACCAGGAUUCUGUUAGAUUCUGCCUGCUACCAGAUUUAAGUUUAAAGCAGGGACAACAAUCACUUUUCGUGACUCAAGUAGUCUUUAAAAUAUUGACUAAAAGACUGCCUGCUUCCACGAAAGGGUAGCAGUUCAUUUACUCUGUGUUUCUUGUUUUCUGGUUAUGAUAGGUUAGGGUGGGGCAACUGUGACCCUCCAACACUCAUAAUCUCCAAACAGCAUGGCCAGUGGUCAGGGAGGAUGGGACUUGCGCUCCAACAACAUCCCUGAUCUCAAAUGGUGAAGGUUAUUGGUUAAACACUGGCUCUUUCAACUGUGUCCAAAAAUACACAGGAACAUUUAUAUUACUACAUGUGGGCGCUAUCUCUUUCACAUUUCAGUAUUUUAAAAACCUUAUCCAAAUGAAUGUAGCCAUAUUUUCCUAUCUGAUGGAGAUGUUUGAUAAACUUGUAUCUUUUACAUUAAUGGAUAGAUAUGUUUCAUUUUGAAGUCUGUUGACAGGAUUGAUUGACUGAGGUGGGAAACCUAGGGUAACUGAGAAGAUGUUCUUCCCCAUAACUCAUGCCAGCUGUGAUCUUCAUUGUAGUAGAGUUCAGCAUCAAGUAGAGUUUCUGAGAAGUAUUCAAAAGCAGUCCCAUAUACAGCACAUUGCAGUUCUUGUCCCUGGGUGUUACUAGGGCAUGAAUGACCACUGUCCAAGCUACCUUUGUCCAGGAGGUGAUCAUGGUUAGCACAUCAGUCUAAGCUGGUGGAAAGUGCUUUGUGACACUGAUGCCAUUUGAGCAUCCAGAAUUAUGUCCCAAACAAACAACAUCUCUGGACUGCAAACCUGUUCCUUUAACAGAGGAUGCAGCCCCUCCAAGACAGAACUCCACCUGCUUGGUCAGAUGGAUAAUUACUGACAAACACUCCCUCUUUGUCCUCUGGCCACACUUUAAUAUGUUGUUUGGUUUCUCAAAAGGAAAAAUACGAAGAGGUUUUCCUGCAUGAUGAAAUGGCUUCUCAGCAAAUCAGUUCUGCAGAGUCUUUGCGCUAUGCGCCCCCAGCUCCAAAGGCAAAGUCAAGUUUGCCAAGAAAACUCCAUGUGAGGAGCCGGACUCCAGCCCAGCCCACCAUCAUCCGAGGAGUCACUUACUAUAAGGCCAAAGAUCCUGAGACAGAAAAAGACCUCGAUGAACGUGAGUUGUCGUUUCGGGACUGGGAAGGUUGUAGAAGGGCACUUUCAGAAUUCUGGAUCUCAGGGAAAUGCUGGCAGGCAGCUUGCGACACUUGCCAUCACUUUAAUUCUAUUUACAGUGCUUUGAAUAGUAUAUGGGGGGGGGAUAGCAGGUGAAAUUUUAGUCUCUUGAUUAGAUGGUUUUUUAAAAAGGGCUAAUGGGGAAAUGGGAGCAGAGAAAUGGGGAUGUGAGCCUGAAGCAAUAGGAAAUUCAAAAUGGUUGGAAAACUUGAAUCUUGGAAACAGAAGCAGUUACUCCAAACUGAAGGUAUGUAGAAAGGCCUCAGCUGUGGCCUUUUAAGGCCAGGAAGGAGAAUUUCGCGACGACUCCCUCCCCACAUGGCACAUGGGAUUUCCUUUCUAUUGCUGUGGCACAGAGAACGUUAUAUGUGGUGUGUACGUGUUUUCAGGACAGCUUUUAUUUUUAUGAUUGAGUGAAAUUUGAUCAGAAACAGGAUAUAGGGUUUAGGAAUCAGCGAGGCGUUUUAUCUCCUGUGGCUCAUUACUCAUUGAGCAGGUGAGGGGGUGCUUGUUGGCUCUCCCUUUCAUGGUGUGCAGUUGAAGGCACCGGGGGCUCUUUUGCUCUGCAAGUCACUUUCUGUAAGGCACCUGUCCUCUGCCACAAGUAGAUGUUCCUGUCUCCAAGCAGGAGAGAUGGAUGAACUAGAUGGCCUCUGAAAUUCCUCCCAAAGCCCAUUUAUAUUGUAAUUAUUUUGAUAAUAUUUCAAAAAACAGCAACAGGGAUGUAGGCUUCUAUGUUCCUAUCAGUAGCUGGAUGGGAGGUUGUGCAUGUAAGAAAGUUCUAUGUAUGUCCUGCUUCACCAGCUAGCGCUUCAUGGGCCCAGGAAACAAAGGGGGAAUCUUGCCAGUCAGCUGUUCAGGAGGAGGAACAGGGAACCUGCAUUCUGGUUCGGUUGCUCUUCCUUUCCUUCCCGCAUCAAACUGCUGAUCUUCUGAUUCCAUUUUCUUUUACAGUGUGCAGUCCACUGGACUGGGGUCAGAAUCAGCAGAGUCAUUUUGGACAUUUAAUAUUAACAUGGAACCUGAUUCUCAGCUUUUAAGCUCCUAAGAACUGAGUUGCACAUUUCUUUCUUUUGAGGUUAACAUUUAAGAUGUUUUAAAGAUGAGGCAAUUGUAAGAGAAUGUUUUGGCUUGUACACCCGGUGGGCCUGCUGAGAGAAACAAGGGAAUUGCCUCCUGUUGUUCAUCUAAGGAUACCCAGUUAGGCCAGAGUUCACCGUGUGUUCCUGGUACUGACCCAGUUCCCCCAGCAUGGUAAACCGUAGUUAGAAGUUAAUCAUGAUUGUGCCUUUCUGAGCUGUUUGUCUCCUCCUCCUCGUGCACAGAGGAACAUUUGGACCUGUUUUAUACUGAGUCAGCCCAGUAGUUUAUUUAGUUUAGUAUUGUCCACUCUACACUGACUGGCAGAGGCUCUCCAGGGUUUCAGAGAUGAAAUCUUUUCCAGCCGUACCUGGAGGUGCCAGAGAGUCAACCUGGGGCCUUCUGCGUGCGAAGCAGUUGCUCUGCUAUUGAGCUACAACCAUUCCCAAACAAACCAGGACCCCUGACUUACUGGCAUGUCCAAAUCAAUGAUUGCGGUUUGUUUCUCUCUCUACAAACCACAGUCUGUAAGUCAGGAACAAACUAUCCUGUCUGUGGGUGGUGGGUUUUUUGGUCACAAAGCAAACCGAAAUCCCUGGCUUAGAUGUGGCAUUAAGCCAGUGGUUGUAGUGUGUAGUAUUGCAGGCAGAAGGCAAGCAGACCAGAAAGGUGCAAUCAUUUUAAACCAUUUCCAUCCACACCAUGUUCAGGAGGGAAGGGUGAACCCCACUUCUUGUUCUGUGUCUCCAGCAGACGAUGAGCAUUUCAGUGGUGAGAGCCCUAUUGAUAUGCUGAUUGAAGACCAGCUAUUGCAACACAGCUACCUGCCAAAUAUUCCCAUGAGGAAGCAGCUGUCUGUGGAAAAGCCUCUUAUUCACCAAAGCAUCAGGCUCAUCAAGCAGCAUGCUGCAAGCCUCACAUCUGCUGGAAAAGAAGCAUCUGCAACCAGUGCUGCAACAACCAAGCUACCCCUGUCCUCUGCCAUCGUGCCUCCCUCCGUUGAGCCAACACCAGUGUCUACCUCAUCGGAUCUCCCUACAGCCAGCAGCCAUUUUGCAAUGACUCUGGAGCCCACAGCAGCCACUGGAGUCUCCUCAGUGACUGGCUUGGUGGAUGAAGGCGCCACAUGGGCAACGAAAACAGCAGCUCAAACUGCCACACAGGCUUCCACGGUUGUGGCAACCCGGAAUGCUUUUGACACAAAGCCCCCCAUGGCCAAAGCAGCCACCACAAAUUUCCACACACAGGCAACAGCCCAGCCGACUUCAGCUGUCACAACCAAAGCGGUGCCCCCUGCAGCCCCUGCCAGGCCCAGCCUCACCGUCACACCCACACAGGGCCUGGACGAGGAAGAUAUCCGAAACAGCAUUGGUAAGCUUGUGUCCACAUUGAUAUUGCUUUAAUCCAGACUUGUGAACCAGGGUGUUGGUGGAGCUCUGUUUCUCACCCGUGAGGCAUUUGACAGACUGUAAUAUUGUUCCCUCCAAAACAAAACUUGGCUGGUCAAGUUUGGAAGAGAAAUGGAGCCACCUCAACAUUAGGUAAGCAAGCUCCACAUAUUUAGGGGAUUCCCUAAGAAUGCAAAAGCAUUUUCUUUUGUAAAUUUAGAAGAAGAACAAAAAUGGUCUAAAAAGGACCUGUGAGUUUUCAGGACCUACCAAACGUUGACAACAGUUAAGCUAUGGAAUACUGAAGGUGACAGUUGAAGAGAACUGGAGUGGGAUUGAUCUGAUUAAUCCUCUGAUGGUGCCCUUUAGGUGGAGAUUAGGUUUGGGGAGAUGUUUUCAAGGAAAGAAGUAUCUCUUUCCACAGAUACUGAUGCACCAGAAAGAUGUGUAUGGAAACACCAGGCUUGUCUACCUAGCCUGGAGUAACAUUGAGUAAAACAAUUGGACUCUAAGUGGAAAUAAAAGAACUAGUAUUAGGUGAGGCAAUAUAGCACUGUAGCUCAGUGGCUGAGCAUAUCCCUAGAAUCUCCCAUUGGAUCAGGUUGUAGAUGCUGGGAAAGAUGAUGCCCUUCUGCCAGCCAAGGUAGACAAGGCUAGUCUAGAUAGACAAAUAGUCUGACCAGAUGUAAGGCAGCUUCUGAAGUUUCGCAAUAGUCAUCUAAACUGCCCGUGUCUGAUGCUUAUUAGAACUACAGACUUCAGGCACAGAAAAGCAGAAAAGCACAACACUCACACCCGCUGCUCAGCCACAUGGAAUCAGGCGCCAGAGAAGCAGCUCUCGCAUGCCUGUGACAGCAGAAAGGCUACGCUUAUAAAGACACAGAGAUGGGUGGCAGGAGAUGGUUGGUAAAGCAAACUGAUGUAGGGCAAUGGCAGGCCAUUUUCCGUUUUGUUUUCCAAAAGGAGCUUGUGCAACUGAAGUGAAAUAUAGCAAAUUCUGUCAGGAAAGCAAUCAAAUCACUUAAAUCUGAAGCUAAAGUGGCAUUGCUUUUCUGCAGAUUGAUGGAUUCUCUCCCCUUCUGUGUGUGCACACGCACGCGUGCAUAUGUGAGUGAGAGAGAGCGCACCAAACACUACAUUAUAUGAGGAAAACUAAAUACUGUGAAUUGACCAGAAGCAGAAUAAGGAACAGAAAUUGCAAAAUGAUAGAAUGCGUGCAAGUAUUUCCUGUUGAUUCCUUUGCCAUUGAUCUGCAGGGGACUCUUAGAAUUUGACUCACUCUGAGGAGAAUUAUCUGGUGCCUCGCCUUGCUGGACCAGGGUCUGUUAUCUGCUUUACAGACAAUGUUAAGUUCUUGAGUUUUGUGGGCUGCAUUGGUUACUGGCAAGCUAUGAGCCUGUCCAGAAAUUUUUUUGUAUAUGGCACAUCCUCUGUGCCAACCCUGCCAUGUUUAUUAAUAUUAUUGAUUUAUUCAUCCAUGUAUUCCACAACAUUUAUAUACUGCUUGGGUAACCCUGUCUUGAAGUAACCAGGGCAUGGGCUGCUGUGGCCAGGCCCUCCCAGCCCAGGAAUGAUCAGAGCUGUCCUAUCAGGUGCAGUUGGUAAAAGGCACUCCUAGCUACAGACCUAGGCCUCCAGUGACAAGCCUGGAUCCAGAAGAAACCCCAGAUUGUGAACCUGCUUGUGUAACCCCCUUCACAGUAGGCAAUUGACCAAUUUCUCUGCCAUAGGAACUACUCACCCACAGUGCCUCCAUCUUGCCGGGAUUCAGGCUCAGCCUGAAUUCAGCUGUUAUAGAGAAAUAGAGCUGAGUGUCAGCGUACUGAGGGCACCUGGCCCCCAAGCUCCUACUGCCUGCUCCCUGCAGCUUCAAAGAGAUACAGGCAGCUCCCCAUUUGCAUGGGGGUUGCGCUCCACAUCAUCACACACAUCAGUGGGGCGCACAUAAGCCCACCCCUGUUCCGGGGCCAGAAAAGGCGCAUGUUUCAGCGGCCACACAUGCCUUGAAUGCGCACUAAAUGGGAGUUGCCUGUAUAAAAUAGCAGAUAAGCUGCUGCCCUGCAGUACCCCAUAGCAUACCCACCAGGGAGCAGAAAAGCUCCUUCCCGGUGCUACUCUCUAGUUUUUGUCCCAUAGGUAGGGCCAGAACCACUGUAACACAGUGCCCCCAAUAACUGAUCAAUAAGGUAUUAAUAACUGGAUAAUAAGGUAUGUAAUAAGUAGAUGAAUAGCUUGCUUUGUUGCUGCUGGCUCUGUCUUUCAGCUAGUAAUCACUUUAAUUCACUGGCCAAUUUCCAUACUUUUGUGUGCCAUGUUAAAGGGAAAGGCGAUGGGGGGGGGGAGUGGCAAGCGGAGAGAGAAGCCCUUGCCUCUCCUUCUCCACUGCAAAUCCAGCUCCACUUCCCAACAGCUCAACAGCUAUGCCCACCCUCACCUGCCCACUUGUAAGGUUGAGGCAAAGGUUGCUGAGAUAAUUGCCGUAUUUGAAACACUAUGAACGCUUCAAAUGUGCUACACACGCAGUGCAAGGUGUUGUUGUGAUUGUCGUUAUUUGCUGCUCUGUUUUAUUAACAGGCCAGUGCAAGGACACCUUGUCUACUGUCUCUGGGCCCAUGACCCAGAACACGUAUGGGCGGAAUGAAGGGGCUUGGAUGAAGGACCCCCUUGCCAAGGACGAGCGAAUCUAUGUCACCAACUAUUACUAUGGCAACACCCUGGUCGAGUUUCGGAACCUGGACAGCUUCAAGCAAGGUCUGCCUUGUGCUGUGUGAUAAGAUGCCUGAGAGAGAAAGAGAGAGGCUGAGUGUUAGUGGUGGAUCCUGGAUGGAUUCAGAGCAGAGCCAAGGCACACUGUUGAAUCGCGCCAGAGUAGGGCCAUUGAGGAGUCUGGUGGGAUGGAGAUGGGUAGCGUUGAUUCAGCAGUUUGAGGCUAGUGUGGGCAUAGAAGCAUGAAGUCUUUGAAGCUAGUGAACUGCAGAUCAGAAAAUUAAGGGGACCCAAAAUAUUCUAUCCAGCACAGGUUGCAGUAUCCAGCACACUUAUGCCCAGAAAAACCGCUCCUUCAUCCGUUUGGUGUGAUACAAAAUACCACUAGACACUACAGCUGAAACAAAUACUUGAAAUCUUCCAAACUUGUUGUCCACUGUCAAAUAUUAAAUGCCAUUACAUAACAUCUGUAAGAUAUUCUUAAUACCGGCUAAAACACCACCACUUGUCAAAUAAUGAAAUCAAAUAACUUAGAUCAGCCGUGUAAUCUCAGGCCGUGGGGGGGAUGUGGGGUGCACCCCCAAGGGGUGCAGUGCAUGGAGGGAGCCUCCUGCAGCUGGCCUUGCAAGGCGCACCCAGAGCACACGCACCGCAGCCCCUCCAUCCCCUGGGAUAGAGCUGGUGCAGCCAGGCGCCUCUCUUCGCCCCGGGUCAAGCAUGACCAAGGGACGGCGCUGCGGCUGGGCUUGUACACAUUACUGCUCACUCCCCCCUCUCCACCCCUAGGUCAGGCUUGACCUCGGUAUGGAGUUGCAGCUGGUGGGGUUGGGCGCGAGGAAGCUGCCUGUCCCUGCAGCUCGUUCGUGCGCUGGAGCCAGGCUCCAAUGAAGGAGCCUGUUGUGGGGUGCCUGGUUGCACCCCCUUCAAAAAAGUGUGCCUGGGGCCACGGCCCAUUCAUGCUACGGCACUGACUGAGGUACCUCAAUAUGUCAAAUAUUAGAAUAUUCAGAGAAAAACUACUGAAUAUUCAACGUUAAUAUUCACAGAGGAGGAUCUUGGGAAAUAAAUUAGUUUCAGGCCUAGUUAGAGUAGAGGGAGGUGUCAGUGGCAGGUCGCCAGCUUUGCCUGACUUGAGGGGAUGUGGUUGAGGAGGUGUUGCCUGGGAGAGUCCGAAGAGCCACAUUGAGAAGCAGUUGAACUCCCACUGCAGGCCUGAGGUUCCCCACCACUGUCUUACACUGACCAGCUGGUACCGCACUACAUGCACCAAUAGCCUGAUUGGGUAUAAAGCAGUUUGUUGGACUCCUUUUUGAGCCUCCAUAGGAAACAGGUGAACCAAUGAAAUUAAAAUCAAGGGUGGUAAGAGCUGUUAGGCAGUGGGAUGAUCUCCCUUGGGAGGUGGUGGACUCUCCUUCCUUGGAGGUUUUUAAGCAGAGGUUGGAUGGCCACCUGUCAGGGAUGCUUUAGUUGAGAUUCCUUCAUUUCAGGGGGUUACACUAGAUGACCCUUUCCCUUCCAACCCUACAGUUCUCUGUUUCUGUGAUCUCUGCCCCUUAGGUCGAUGGAGUAACUCAUACAAGCUGCCAUACAGUUGGAUGGGGACAGGCCAUGCGGUCUUUAAUGGCUCUCUCUACUAUAACCGGGCCUUUACUCGCAACCUCAUCAAGUACGACUUGAAGCAGCGUUAUGUGGCUGCCUGGGCCAUGUUGGAAGAUGUGGCCUAUGACGAGGAGACACCUUGGCGGUGGCGUGGCCACUCUGAUGUGGAUUUUGCAGUGGAUGAGAAUGGCCUGUGGAUCAUUUACCCAGCCAUUAAUUACGAAGGCUUUAGCCAGGAGGUGAUUGUCCUCAGCAAACUUAACGCCAAUGAUCUGAGCACUCGCAAGGAGACCACCUGGCGGACAGGCCUGCGCAAAAACUUCUAUGGCAACUCCUUUGUCAUCUGCGGUGUCCUCUACGCCAUUGACAGCUACAACAAGAAGAAUGCUAACAUCUCUUAUGCAUUUGACACGCACACCAACACCCAGAUCAUCCCCCGCCUGCUCUUUGAGAACGAGUACUCUUACACCACUCAGAUAGACUACAACCCCAAGGACCGGCUCCUCUAUGCUUGGGACAAUGGCCACCAGGUCACGUACAAAGUCAUCUUUGCUUACUGAGGACACAGUGAGAUCAUGUUUAAAGGCCACUAGCACCUUUUUUUUAAUAAAUAUUUUUUUAUUGUACAAAUCAGAGUAAAUAAGGUUUUUUGAAAAAAAACUUUUUUUUUUUUUAAAAAAAGAGUGGAUUGUAGAUCAGUCCACAUCCUAAGCCAACCCUUUUAUUUUGGACAUAAUCCUGCUUUUGUUUUUAUACUGAAUGUGCUGCCUCCUAUGAAACAAUGGAAAAUAUUGUUCAUCAGCACCCUCUAAGUGCAGACUCUCAAAUAAUGAAUAAUAAGGCAAAGGGAUGCUUUUCUAACAGAAGACUCACACUUUGGAUAAGAACAGGGCCCCCGCCCCCAUUUUUUAUAAUAAAACAUCAAUGUUAAAAACUCAGUAAAACCAGAGUCCUGCUCACAUUUCCUUCUCUCAUUGUAUUUGUCUAGUCGCAUUGUAUACUCUGGGCCAUAGACCCUGUAACUCUUGUCGCUCCUGCCCCAGUUGCUGUCUUUUGAACCCUGGGCUGGGAAAGAUGUUGCUAGAUUCUAACUUCCCUCAUCGCUGGCCACUUGCCAUCUGUGGUGGAGCUGAUGGGAGUUGGGAGUUCAACAAGAUAUGGAGGGCCACAGGUUCUUCCCCUGCUUUACCCACAGGAGUCUGUAUGGGACAAUUCAGGCUGAAUUCCUAAACAUACUUGCUAGGAAAUGAGCCCCAUUGAACAUAGCAGAACUCCCCCCUGAGCUAACCUGUACAAGAGCAGACUUGCAAGAAAACAAUUUGACUCCUGUGCUGGAGAAAACUUGAAGGAGACGAGUGCAGGCCAUCCCUUCGUUGUUUGCUCCUUGUACUGGGUAGAACUCCUUCCAAACAGGCUUUAUUCAGCUGCUAGCUCUGUUAGACAACUAUCCCCUUAUCCCAUGGUAGCUUAUAGAGCGGGACUUUGUCAAAAGCUUUUUGAAACUCCAGAUGUAUACUGCCUACUGGAUCCCUUCUUUGUAUGUAUGUAUGUUUGUGUGUGUUGACAUUUUAAGAACUAAUAAAUAAAAUAAAUUGCUGAAGCAAGACUUA
This is a messenger RNA of Podarcis lilfordi (Lilford's wall lizard), 31450 nucleotides long. NCBI's taxonomy places the organism in Eukaryota, Metazoa, Chordata, Lepidosauria, Squamata, Lacertidae. The record is from the annotation of a GenBank genome assembly.